Messenger RNA from Trachymyrmex cornetzi, 588 nucleotides. Its product is annotated as lachesin. Lineage: Eukaryota; Metazoa; Arthropoda; Insecta; Hymenoptera; Formicidae. Gene Ontology annotation, cellular component: neuron projection. Bases 1 to 588 code for a protein of 195 amino acids. The transcript is spliced from 4 exons. The record is from RefSeq and is a predicted model, not a curated record.
AUGGUAAUGCCAACUUGCGUCAGCAACGCCGUCUGUCUUGAAACACGAGUACUUAUUGAUUUGCCCUCGUAUGCGACUUUAGCAGUAGAUGAUUGUUGGCGCUUGGUUAAGUCGGAUGUUUUGCCGCCCGAUAUCGUUUAUGGGGGUGACACUAGCGCCGAUUUGGCAGUGGCAGAGGGUGACAACGCGACUUUGAGCUGUCGUGCAACAGGACAUCCACCUCCGAGAGUGUCCUGGCGGAGAGAGGAUGGAGAAUCCAUUGUCAUAAGGGCUUCCACGGCAGGUGGUAGCACUUUCGAGAAGCAUGAUCACUACAACGGUUCACUGCUGCAUUUCUAUCGUGUCGAGAGGCGGCAAAUGGGGGCGUAUCUCUGCAUCGCUAGCAACGACGUGCCGCCAGCGGUUAGCAAACGGGUGACGCUCGCUGUGAAUUUCGCACCUGUCGUAAAAGCACCUAACCAGUUAUUGGGCGCUCCUUUGGGUACAGACGUGCAGCUCGAGUGCUAUGUCGAAGCAUUUCCGAAUACGAUCAAUUAUUGGGUAAAGAAUCAACGAGGCACAGAAGACGAAAUGUUAUUGGAAGGGUGA